UUGGAGGGCGCGCGUGCGCUCGCCGGACCGCGUGAUGCGCAGGAGCGCGCGCGAGUCCGGCGGCGCGACGGCGGCGCCCGCGCCCUCGCCGUGCGCGUGAUGCGCGCGAGCCACGCCGCGCUUUCCGCGUGGCUCGUCUGCUGCGCGGCCGCGCUCUCCUCGCAUAAGUACAGCACGCGGGUGGUGCGCACGAAGUACGGGCCGUUGCGUGGCAUCGUUGUACACUCGCAUCCGCAGGUCGAGGCGUACCUCGGCGUGCCGUAUGCAACGCCACCUCUUGGUAGUCUUAGAUAUAUGCCGCCGGUGACCCCGUCGCAGUGGCGAACGCCGAAACUAGCGGACGCGCCCGGCCCCGCUUGUCCGCAGGCGCCACCGCCCGCUUCGCCCCGCGAGGAGGCUUUGCUCGUUCAUCCUCGUGCGCGUCUCCGUCAGCUCGAGAGACUGCUCCCGAUGCUGUCUAACCAGAGCGAGGAUUGUCUUUACGUCAACAUUUAUGUCCCCGUGAACGUAAUUAAUGAUUACGGUGACGCCAUAAUGCAAGAUAGUGGAGAACGAAGGGUGUCGAGACCUCAAUUCCGUAGUGCAUUGCAGUGUAUCCGUACUCCCUGCAAGCAGUGCGGAAGUGGUGAUGACGAAAGCGGACACGUAGGACUACCCUGCUUGGUAUUCGUACACGGAGAGUCAUACGAGUGGAGCUCGGGUAACGCGUAUGACGGGACCACACUAGCGGCACACGGCAACAUCAUCGUAGUCACUAUCAAUUUUAGAUUAGGUGUAUUGGGUGAGUGAUCACAGGAGUAGCGGUGGCGUAGUGGAUAAGCUCCUGGGCCUGUGAUCGUUGUUGCUAAGCAACUUUGGCCAAGAAAUGAGUGGGUGAUCAAAAAAUUUGUAUCUCGAGCUCGUACUACGUGCUUUAGAAGGUACAUUAAGAAGUUAGUUCCGGCUGCAUUUGCAGUCGUUAAUACCUUCCAAUCCGCAUUGGGUCAGCGUGGAGGGUUAUGGCCCAUCUUCCAUGAUAAUUCGAAGUGAGAUUCCAAUCAAUUAAAUAAUUUGAACAAGUAAUAUUUUGAUAUUAAUAACGCGAAAAUAUGUUUUGCUACUGAAUUCUAUGGUAAUACAGUCACAAUUAACAUAGGUUUUCUAAAAACUGGUGCUAAGGGGUCGGCGCAGGGUAACUUUGGACUGAUGGAUCUGGUGGCGGGGUUACAUUGGCUGCGGGAAAAUCUACCGGCGUUCGGAGGGAAUCCUGAGAGUGUCACCAUCAUGGAACUACUAAGGCGCGUCAUUUUGUUAAGCGGCUCCGGACUGAGCUCGUGGGCGUUGCAGAGGGAGCCCCUUGCGAUAAAAAGAAAGGUUGCGGAACAAACUGGUUGCCACGGUGAUCUUCUAGAAGACGAUUUGGCGCCGUGCUUGAGAAACAAGCCUCUUAGCGAACUACUUGCUGUAAGACUAGAUCCACCACGUUUCUUGCCAGGAUUCGCGCCGUUCGUAGACGGCACAGUUAUUGUAAAUCCGUCCUCAGCGCCGCCCCCCACGGAUAGUUCGCGGCUUGGAGCGGGGGCCGCAGCAGUCGCCACCGCAGCAGGCCACGAAUUGGCAGAUUUUCCCCAUAGGGAAUUGUUAUUCGGUCUAACCACAACAGAAUCUUACCUAGAAUUCAACGCGCAAGACUUGGAGUUCGGCUUCAAUGAGAGCAGGCGGGAUCGCAUAUUGAGAACGUUCGUGCGGAACGCUUACUAUUACCAUCUGAACGAGAUCUAUUCCACCCUGAAGAAUGAAUACACAGACUGGGACAAACCCGUACAAAAUCCGCUGAGUGUACGCGAUGCCACUUUGGAACUGACUAGACAGCACUUGAUACUGGCGCGCUCUAUCAUGGCCGAUCUCAAUUUAAGCGUUGAGUGGUUUUCGCAAAUCACCGUACGCUCUUGCGACCUACAAAGGAAGUUAAUGACGCUCGCGCACGCUGAAUACGCGAUGAGCGCGUCGAAAGGCUUUAUAUUGGAAAAUACUUGCAUCUCCGCACUUAGAAAUUAG
Messenger RNA from Diatraea saccharalis (sugarcane borer), 2037 nucleotides. The record is from the annotation of a GenBank genome assembly. Lineage: Eukaryota; Metazoa; Arthropoda; Insecta; Lepidoptera; Crambidae.